AUCGCGGGAGGAGCCGCGGCUGGGGCGGCGGGGCUUGGGGGGGCUCCCUUUCCGAGGCAGCGCAGGGAAGAGAGCCGCGUCUGCGCUGCUUGUGCUGGAGGAAUCUUGCUUCAGAGAUGCUGAUGGACGCUGAGCCAAGUGGCCUCAUCAGGAUCACCCAGCUUUUUCUCCUCUCUACAGCCUGGGGAAUGCAGAUAUGGGUGACAUUCAUCGCAGGUUUUGUUCUUUUCCGAAGUGUGAGCCGGCACACCUUUGGCCUGGUACAGAGCAAAUUGUUUCCCUUCUAUUUCUACACCUUACUUGGCUGCACAAUGCUUAAUCUUGCCAUAUUUGCUGCGUACCAUCCGUGGGAACUUCUGAGCACCAGAGAAACCGUUCAGAUCGCGCUCUUUUCUAUUUGCCUCAUUUUGUUUGCCACAAAUGCCUUCUGGUUGUCGCAAGUCACCACCGAGACCAUGUUUAAGAUGCAAGAGAUUGAAAGAGAGCAUGGGCUCGGACAGGAAGUGGGACAUUCGGGUCAGCGAGAGGCUUACCAACUUCUGAAGGAGAAGGACGGCAAAUAUCAGCACCUACGCCAGAAGUUCUUCAAGUUUCAUGGCUUGUCUUCUCUCUGCAAUCUGGCUUGUGUUAUCUGCACUGGUGUGAACUUGGCAUUCAUUGCCUUGCAACUGAAAAGCCUGUAGACCAGUGUUUCUCAACCUUGGCAACUUGAAGAUGUCCGGACUUCAACUCCCAGAAUU
Messenger RNA from Thamnophis elegans (Western terrestrial garter snake), 740 nucleotides. It is a transcript of the gene TMEM205, whose product is annotated as transmembrane protein 205. The transcript has 4 exons. Lineage: Eukaryota; Metazoa; Chordata; Lepidosauria; Squamata; Natricidae. The coding region runs from base 117 to 683 and encodes 188 amino acids. The record is from RefSeq and is a predicted model, not a curated record.